Molecule: messenger RNA, 1581 nt
Organism: Papaver somniferum (opium poppy)
Lineage: Eukaryota; Viridiplantae; Streptophyta; Magnoliopsida; Ranunculales; Papaveraceae
Product: probable proline transporter 2
Exons: 1
Coding region: 6-1328 (440 amino acids)
Cellular component (GO): plasma membrane
Source: RefSeq, a predicted model, not a curated record
UUAUAAUGGCGGACUUCGAUUCUGGUAUGAGAGAAUCAAGAGAUAUUGAAAGCGGGGAUGUCAAAGUACCAGAAACUGCGCAUCAAAUUAGUCAAGAUUCAUGGCUACAAAUUGCUUUCAUACUUACCACCGGUAUAAACAGUGCGUAUGUAUUGGGAUAUUCCGGCACGGUUAUGGUUCCUUUAGGUUGGGUAGGAGGUUCAGUUGGUUUGGUUUUAGCAGCAGCUUUGUCGUUGUAUGCCAAUGUUCUUCUUGCCAAAAUCCAUGAGCUUGGUGGAAAGAGACAUAUCAGAUACAGAGAUCUUGCUGGCCAUAUCUAUGGAAAGAAUGCGUAUGCUCUUACAUGGGCAUUCCAGUACAUAAAUCUGUUCAUGAUUAAUACUGGUUAUAUCAUUCUAGCUGGUCAAGCUCUCAAGGCCAUGUACGUUCUUUUCAGGGAUGAUCACUUAAUGAAGCUCCCUUACUUCAUUGUUAUAGCUGGGUUUGUUUGCGCUUUGUUCGCCUUUGGUGUACCACAUCUAUCAGCUCUGAAGAUUUGGCUAGGAUUUUCAAAUUUCCUAAGUAUCAUAUACAUCGUCAUAGCAUUUAUAUUGGCGCUUAACGACGGGAAGAAGGCUUCACCUAGAGACUACAACAUUCCGGGUUCAACAGCAACCAAGAUUUUCUCCUGUAUCGGUGGAUUUGCAAAUCUCUUUUUCUCAUUCAAUACAGGAAUGCUUCCAGAGAUACAGGCAACAGUGAAACAGCCCGUGGUUGGCAACAUGGUGAAAGCUCUUGUCUUUCAGUUCACAAUCGGACUUGUACCUAUGUACGCCAUUACUUUAAUGGGAUACUGGGCUUACGGAAACGAAACAUCAGCAUACCUCCUAAACAAUGUCUCAGGUCCAGUAUGGUUGAAAGCAGUUGCCAACAUUUCAGCCUUUCUGCAGUCCGUCAUCGCUUUACAUAUAUUUGCGAGUCCAAUGUACGAAUACUUGGAUACAAAGUUUGGUCCAACUAAAGGAGGUGCAUUUUCUCUAAGCCAUAUCUCAUUCAGAGUUCUUGUACGAGGGGGUUACCUAACUAUAAACACCUUAGUGUCAGCUCUUCUACCUUUCCUCGGAGAUUUCAUGAGUUUAACUGGGGCCUUCAGCACAUUUCCACUCACAUUUAUCCUCGCCAAUCAUAUGUACCUAAUGGCGAAGAAGCAUAAGCUUUCAAUGCCACAAAAAUCUUGGCAUUGGCUCAAUAUCACAUUUUUUAGUGUAGUGUCUGUUGCUGCAGGGGUUUCAGCCGUGAGGCUAAUCCUAGCUGACUCCAAGACUUACAACAUUUUUGCGGAUCUCUAAAGACCAGACGAGCAGCGCCUUACGAUAUUCAUGACCAAUCGGAUCCUGACGUACCAGUAGGUAACAGAGGAGAUCGCUAUGAUCGUUAAUGUAUAGGUAUAGAAGAGAUGCGCCAAAGUGUUCGGAUCAUUACUAAAUCUAAUUCAGAUAUUCCGGCUGCUUAUGCUUCAGCGGAUUAAUGUUACUCGGGUUAUAAUUAUUUUUAUUUUUAUUGUGGAGUCAUUCUUCAAUAUGUAAUGUGCAAGGUCUAAUA